AUGGAGGAGCAGCGGGCGCUCGCGGCCGCCAAGGACGGGGACCUGGACACCCUGGAGCAGCUGCUGGAGGCAGGCACCCUGGGCCCGCAUGUCACCGACGCCCUGGGGGCUGGCCUGGUGCACCACGCCGCCCGGGCCGGCCACCUGGCCUGCGUGAGGUUCCUGGUGCAGCGGGCCAAGCUGCCCGGCAACCAGCGGGCCCACAACGGGGCCAGCCCCGCGCACGACGCCGCAGCCACCGGCAGCCUGGCCGAGCUGUGCUGGCUGGUGCGCCACGGUGGCUGCGGGCUGCAGGACCAGGAUGCGUCGGGCGUCUCCCCGCUGCACCUGGCCGCCCGCUUCGGACACCCGGCGCUGGUGGAGUGGCUGCUCCUCGAGGGCCACGCGGCCACGCUGGAGACCCUGGAGGGGGCCUUGCCGCUGCACCACGCCGCGGUCAGCGGGGACCUGAGCUGCCUGAAGCUCCUGACCGCCGCCCACCGCAGCGGCGUGAACCGGCGAACGCGCAGCGGCGCCUCCCCGCUGUACCUGGCCUGCCAGGAGGGCCACCUGCACCUGGCGCAGUUCCUGGUGAAGGACUGCGGCGCCGACGUGCACCUGCGCGCCCUCGACGGCAUGAGCGCGCUGCACGCCGCCGCCGCCCGCGGCCACUACUCGCUCGUCGUCUGGCUGGUCACCUUCACCGACGUCGGCCUGACAGCUCAGGAUGACGAGGGGGCCACCGUCCUGCACUUCGCCGCUCGGGGCGGCCACACGCCCAUUCUGGACCGGCUCCUGUUGAUGGGCGCCCCCAUCAUGAGAGACUCCUGGGGGGGAACCCCCCUCCACGAUGCAGCGGAAAACGGGCAGAUGGAGUGCUGCCAGACCCUGCUGGCUCACCGCGUGGACCCCGCCCUGCGGGAUGAUGACGGCUACACGGCUGCGGAGCUGGCGGAGUACCACGGCCACCGCGACUGUGCCCAGUACCUGCGGGACAGCACCCGGCCGGUGCCGCUCCUGAUGACCCCCCCACCCCCGCCAUUCCCCCCUCCUCCACUGUUGGCUGCCAGACAUCCCCCGGAGGAUGGCAGAAGUGGGGGCAUAGGCCUCGGGAACCCCACCCCAGCAUCUCUCAGCCCGGCCUGGCCCGGCCAGCCAGACCAGCCUCCUCCGAGGGAGCGCACAGCCCACACGGCCACCCUGAGAGUCACCGCCAGUGCCACAGCCGUCCCCACGGGGGCAGAGACGGCGACGGCGACGGGAGGCGCUCCGGACAGUCUGGCCGCGCUGCAGCUGGACGGGAUGCCCUUAGGCGACCUCGACGGGCUGGUGCCCACGCGGGACGAGCGCGGCCGACCCAUCCCUGAGUGGAAGCGGCAGGUGAUGGUGCGGAAGCUGCAGGCGCGCCUGGGUACAGCUCCAGCAGCGCCAGAGGCCCAGGACGACGGCGGGCGUGCAGACCCCAUGGAGCAGGCUGCCUGGCGGUACUCACAGACGCACCAGGCCAUCCUGGGCCCCUUCGGGGAGCUGCUGACUGAGGACGACCUGGUGUACCUGGAGAAGCAGAUCGCCGAGCUGCAGCUCCGGCGCCGCUGCCAGGAGUACGAGAACGAGCUGGGCCGGCUGGCGGCCGAGCUGCAGGCCCUGCUGCCUGCGCCCCUGGUCAGUAUCGCCGUCAACAGCCGCUUCCUGUCCCCGGGGCCCGGGCUGGAGGUCUCGGAGGCCGAGCCCCGGGGCUCCGAGGAGGGGGCCUCGCAGGCCACAGCCGGUGGGCAGCCCCUGCCCUUCUGGUGCAGCCACGUUGCCCGGCUGGUGCGUAGCCUGUCCCUGCUUCUGAAGGGCGUGAACGGGCUGGUGCAGGGCGAGGAGAGGGGCCCCCUGGAGGCCCAGAGGGAGGCCCACAGGCUGGCCCAGGCCAGCCCCCCAAGGAGCAAGGCCCAGCGCGAGAUCCAAGAGAGUGGGGUGUCUGUGCGGACACUCCGCGGCAACUUUGAGUCAGCCCCCGGCCGGCCCUGCACCCCAAGCCCUGGCCCCUGCGAGCUGGGGGCCCAGCCGGGGUCAUGCCCGAGGGGCUGCUGGCCUGGCCCCGUCCCGCCCUGCGGCGGCCCGAUUGGAGAGAACCCCGGGCCGGGUGACACGGAGGAGGCCAGCGACUCCGGCAUCAGCUGUGAGGAGGCCCCGUCAGAGGUGGGCGCUGUGCCGGGCCCGGACCUGGCCAGCCUCCGCAAGGAGCGCAUCGUCACCCUCUUCCUCAGCCACUGGAAGAAGUCGGCUUAUAUGCCGGCACUCAGAACAAAGGCCUGCAGGACCCUGGAGGUGCAGCCUGCAGGGCUGCAGGGGCAGGAGGCUGUCGGUGGCCCUCCACUACCCUCCCCGCUGCCCAGAGAGAGCCCGCGGCCCGGCCGCCUCUGGCAGCAGCGCAGCGUCAUCGCCCAGCUGCUGGGCCACUGGAAGGCCAUCCUGGCCCACGUGCCCUCCCGGCAGCUGUGGCGGCUGAGCCGGCGGCCCCGCGGGCCCCUGUCCCCCGAGCAGUUCCUGCCCCACGUGGACGGGGCGCCCGUGCCCUACGGCAGCCUCACGCUGGACCUCUUCAUGCUGGGCUACUUCCAGCUCCUGGAGCGCGACCUGCCGGCCGAGGAGCGCAAGGCACGCCACCUGCUGUGCUUCGAGGUCUUCGAGCACCUGGGCGCCCACGGCUGGGAGGCGGCACGCGCCUUCCACAAGGCCGUGACCGAUGAGGUGGCCGCUGGCCGCCGUGCCUGGACCGACGGCUUCGAGGACAUCAAAGCCCGCUUCUUCGGCUCCAGCCGCGGUCCCGCCCGGGACGCGGAGCCGGGCCGCGAGUUGGGCCUGACCCCGCUCAGGCCCCUGCCCCACGCCGGUCCCUGCGGCCCCGAGCCUGCAGCACAGAGGCUGGGGUCCGGCCCCCAGCGGGGCAGCUUCAACAGCGAAGACAUCUGUGGCUACAUCGACCGGAGCUUCGCCUUCUGGAAGGAGAAGGAAGCCGAGAUGUUCAGCUUUGGGGAGUGACGUGGGCCUGCCUUCCUCCCGGAGCAGGCUGCAAGACUGCAUUCAGAGCCCCCUUGUCACCGCCGCGUCCGAGAAGCCUUCUCAGGACCCCAGUCGCCCUGCCCUGGGAUGACUCGCCAGCUCCGCCCGUGCCCACGGCCUGCGCGUCCCUUGCGCACCUGUGAUGCCAGCCUGUUCCCCACUGGCCACCCUCCAGUCCCUGCUGAGUCGCCAGGACAUCCCGUCUCCCAGCGCCUCCUGUGCCUGUGGCUCUGGCCACAUCCUGAGCCUCUGUCUGCCCUCCUCCAGUGCCGCCUCCAUUCCUUCUGGUGACCUUGGGCCGUGCC
Messenger RNA from Budorcas taxicolor (takin), 3335 nucleotides. RefSeq names its product espin like (gene ESPNL). Gene Ontology annotation, molecular function: actin filament binding. Gene Ontology annotation, cellular component: cytoplasm. Gene Ontology annotation, biological process: actin filament bundle assembly. NCBI's taxonomy places the organism in Eukaryota, Metazoa, Chordata, Mammalia, Artiodactyla, Bovidae. The transcript is spliced from 10 exons. The record is from RefSeq and is a predicted model, not a curated record. Bases 1 to 3009 code for a protein of 1002 amino acids.